Messenger RNA from Rotaria socialis, 1356 nucleotides. The record is from the annotation of a GenBank genome assembly. Lineage: Eukaryota; Metazoa; Rotifera; Eurotatoria; Philodinida; Philodinidae.
AUGGCACAAGCGUUUGACAAUCGAAAUUUCAUUUCGGGUAAACAGCAAGCAUUUUGUUCUGUCGUCUCAUCAUCAUCAUUACGACCGAAUACAACAAGAACUCUUAAAGAGACAUCUCCUUUACGACAAUCAUCAACAAGGCCAAGCUAUUCUCCACUAUUUCACGACGAAAAUGGUUUGAAUAGACCUAUGGACAAUCGAAAAACUUCUAUGUCAUCGCUACCGUCAAAUGAUUCAAUCUAUCAUCAAAUACAACAGUCAAUGAGAGGUGACUAUUUGAAAUUUCUACCAGAAAAACAAAGUUCUGAUACAAAACCACCACCUCCCGCUCGAAUGCCACGCAUAGCAUCAACAACAAACAAUAAUUAUAUUUAUCGUGCAGAUGUUUUACCUCAACAUUCACCGAAUGAAAUAAAAACAAAUACAACAUAUUUAAAUGCAACUCAACUUUAUAUAACUCAACUCUCAUCACAAGAUGAUCCGCCAACUCCACCACCGCGUUGUCCUCUCCAUCCGCCUGCUAUUCCACCACGGAAUUCUGGAACUAACCAUCAGAAAAAUUCAGUAACAAUUCAUGAUUUUAAUUCAUCUAUAUCACCAAGAGUAAUUUUCCGAUCACCUGUCAUAUCAUCAUCAGUCAAAAAAAAUGAUUUUAAUGGAAACGAAUUUCUUGAACAUCCAUUCAAAUCACUUUGUAUUGAUAAUAAUAAUCAUGAUAUUCGAGAAAUAGCAAAUGAAUCAAAUAUCAGAGAAUAUUACGGUGAAUGUUGUAAAUGUGGUGAAACAAUAACAAGUUUAGAUGAUCCAUGCGAUAUACUUGGUCAACUUUAUCAUAGUUCUUGUGCUAUUUGUGUUCAAUGUGGACGAUCUGUCAAAAAUAAACAUUUUUUUAUUCGAGAUGAAUUAUAUUGUGAAGAAGACUUUUUAUAUACGGGCUUUCACGAAACUCUUGAACAAUGUGUUGGUUGUGGUCAUCUAAUUACUGAUACAAUUUUACAAGCAUUUGGACAAUCAUAUCAUUUAACAUGUUUUAAAUGCUCAAAAUGUUCGAUUUGUUUGGAUGGUCUACCAUUUAUGAAAGAUGAAAAUCGAAAUCUUUUUUGUGUACACGAUUAUCAUAUAACAUAUGGGCCACGUUGUGAUAAAUGUUUGAAUCCAAUUUGUCCUGAAAAUGGCUCAAAUGAAACUGUGCGCAUAAUUUCGAUGGAUAAAACAUUUCAUGUUCGCUGCUAUCAAUGUGAAGAUUGUUCAAUGCAAUUGGGCAAUGAGGAAGAUCAUCGUUGUUAUCCAUUAGGCGAUACAUUGCUUUGUGAAGAAUGUUGCCAUCGACGUCUUAUUUCUCAGAAUAAAUUUUAA